ACACCAAACAAACUGAAUUGACGCUAGCUUAUUGAUCACAACUCUCUUAGUUGAGCCAGUCCCGGAGUAAUUCCUUGGGGUGUUUCCUUCUCAUUUUCAUUCAAGCUAUUUCCGGAAGCUUAAUUUUAUUUGUUCGUCUUAUUUGGUAAAAAAUGAAGGCUCCACAUCUUUUGAUUGCAUGUCUAAGCUUGGCUUUGGUUACUAUGACGAUGUUGAGCCAUGCUUCUUCAACGAGUUCCAAAGACGGCUCCAACAGAAACGAUGAUCAAGAAACCAGCGAAAACCCUUGCAAAGAAGUGUGGGAAAAUACUACUGUGUCUAYCCCCGAAGGGCUGGUAUUUUGCAUGGUCCCAUCAGAAGAGGAACUCACUGAGCAGCUCAAGAGUAUUGGCGGAUACAACAGGCAUUAUGUGGCAGUUUCUUCAGAAGAAGCAAUAAACUUUGAGCCAAUUCUUCCUGGAUGGGAUGGAGCAGAAACCACAAAGCCGACAUCAUCAUCGCGUAGAUGCAGGCGCUACAGACACCCAAGUUUUAGAAAACGACGCCGGAACAURAAAAGAAGCGAUGGAUUAGAACAACUUGGUUGGGAGGACGAAAAAGAUGAUUCUGAAUUAGAGAAAGAACAAACAAAAAGAAGCGAUAAAAGCGCAUACAGAGGAAUGGCGUCAAAGGAGCAAGCGAAAGRCCUGCAAAGAAGCAAGCGAUUCCUCGAAGUUGGAAUAAGAGAAUCGAUCAAAGUUGGUUGCGUAACCAAAGGCGAAGCAAUCAAUAGCCUGAAGCAGAUGUGUGACAGAUGUCAGAGAAGAACAGAGCUUACUGCAGACCGCUUCCCUAGGUACAUCAAUGAGGUGACGUGUGAAUCUUCAAGUGGAAGCCCCAGCGAUGGAACAAGUUAUUGUCAACCGCAAGUCGGAGUAUGCGCGCAAGGGUAUCUACUGAUUGACUUGUUGAAGAGGACAGACCAAUACACCAACGUCUCGCCUCCUUCUGGGAUGUACUUCAAAGCCUUCAAGCAGAUAUGGGUCCCUUACGUCCAUAAAAUAAGAAGCUGUUGCGAAUGUCGCUCUAUGUAUUAGACAUCUAGGUAUUCUUCGCGGAACUUCAGUGAUGAACCUGACAUAUGCUGAUAGAAAUUUCCCUCUGUUUGUCAAUAAAUUUCUGAUGACUAAAACAAAUAUGCAAAGGAAUUAUAGUCUGAAACUAGGACACCAUCAUAUGAUUUAUAUAUUCCCUUUUUCUCCAAACAUGCAUACUUCACCAUGCACUACUCUUUUUGACUGUCAUAUACCCUCUUUUCCCCUGAUCCACGUAGGAUUGUACUGUCAUAGUCUAAUCUAUGUCAUAUACUCUCUAGUGUGUUUGUUAGCCCAUAAUACUGCGUAAACAAGACUGCGCGAGGCAGUAUACAACUGUAUGCUYGGCGCGCACCCGUAUUUAUUACUGCCUUUAUUAGAGUACUUAGAUUUUCAAAAUUCGUUCAUAAUACGUUGUUAUUUAUUGCUGGUAUUACGCAUCCAUGCAUUAGGUUUGCUCCUGUAUCACCAAUCAUUUGAUYAGUAAUAAAGUAAUAAAGUAUUUCUU
This is a messenger RNA of Actinia tenebrosa (Australian red waratah sea anemone), 1581 nucleotides long. RefSeq lists its product as uncharacterized. The record is from RefSeq and is a predicted model, not a curated record. NCBI's taxonomy places the organism in Eukaryota, Metazoa, Cnidaria, Anthozoa, Actiniaria, Actiniidae.